Molecule: messenger RNA, 361 nt
Organism: Haemorhous mexicanus (house finch)
Lineage: Eukaryota; Metazoa; Chordata; Aves; Passeriformes; Fringillidae
Product: heat shock factor protein 1-like
Exons: 2
Biological process (GO): regulation of DNA-templated transcription
Molecular function (GO): DNA-binding transcription factor activity; sequence-specific DNA binding
Source: RefSeq, a predicted model, not a curated record
UUUUCCCCCCAUAUUUUCCCCAAUAUUCCCCCAAUAUUUCCCCACUAUUUUCCCCAUUUAUUCCCCAUUUUUCCCCACUUUCCCAGACGGUUUCCGGAAGGUGGUGCACCUGGAGCAGGGCGGGCUGGUGAAGCCGGAGCGCGACGACACCGAGUUCCAGCACCCCUUCUUCCUGCGCGGCCAGGAGCGCCUGCUCGAGAACAUCAAGAGGAAAGUCACCAGUGUGUCGUCGCUGAAGGGGGAGGAGGUGCGCGUGCGGCAGGACAGCGUGGCGCGGCUCCUCGCCGACAUGCAGGCCAUGCGCGGCAAGCAGGACAGCCUGGACUCCCGGCUGCUCACCAUGAAACAGUAGGGAAUAAAA